Andrographis paniculata is the source of this 6151-nucleotide messenger RNA. Its product is annotated as lysine-specific demethylase JMJ17. Gene Ontology annotation, cellular component: nucleus. Lineage: Eukaryota; Viridiplantae; Streptophyta; Magnoliopsida; Lamiales; Acanthaceae. Gene Ontology annotation, molecular function: histone demethylase activity; DNA binding. Gene Ontology annotation, biological process: chromatin remodeling. The record is from RefSeq and is a predicted model, not a curated record. The transcript has 34 exons. Bases 233 to 5773 code for a protein of 1846 amino acids.
UCAAAGCGAAUUCAAUAAAAAGAAAACCGCUUUUUCUGUGCGGUGUUCUCACUUCCAACUACUCUUGAAAGUCAAGCAUAUAGAUAUAUAUAUAUAUAUAUAUGUACUAUAUGCACUUUUGUAGAUAGAUAGACCAGUGAGGCCCAGAGUUGCGAGGAUUCUUCACUUGGAAGUUGGGUUUUGGUGUAAACUUUAUAUGGUCUGAGAUGAAAUAGUUGGGGGAAGGAAAAUCAUGGGGAGAGGGAGGACAAGAAAAGUUGAGAAGGUGGUUUCGGGGGGAAGUGGGGGUGGGGGUGAAUUGAGUGGAUGUGGGUCAUUGAAUGUGCCGUCAGGGCCUGUGUUUUAUCCGAGUGAGGAGGAGUUUAAGGAUCCAUUAGAGUAUAUAUACAAGAUUAGGCCAGAAGCUGAGCCCUAUGGGAUUUGUAAGAUUGUGCCACCGAAAAGUUGGGAUCCCCCUUUCGCAUUGGACAUGGAGAAGUUCACGUUUCCGACGAAGUCACAGGCGAUUCAUCAGUUGCAAGCGAGGAGUGCGCCCUGUGAUUCGAAGACUUUUAGAUUAGAGUACGGUAGGUUCUUGGAGGAGCACUGUGGGAAGAAGGCGAAGAAACGGAUUGUGUUCGAGGGGGAUGAGUUGGAUUUGUGCAAGUUGUUUAAUGGGGUGAAGAGAUUUGGAGGGUAUGAUCGUGUUGCAAAAGGGAAGAAGUGGGGGGAGGUUUAUAGGUUCAUAAGACCUGGACAGAAGAUCUCCGAGUGUUCGAAGCAUGUGUUGUCGCUGUUGUAUCUGGAGCAUUUGCUUGACUAUGAAGAGUAUUAUUGUCAGUUGAAUAAGGAGAAAAGAAAGGGAUGCAAGAGGGGUACGAGUGGUUGGAAGAGAUGCGAACCUGUGGUUGAGGCUACAAGUGUUAAGAGACGCCGGAGUAACAAAGAAGGUGAGAGGGUUGAUGUAAUUAAAGCAGAGGAAGCUGAGCUUGAUCAAAUAUGCGAACAGUGCAGAAGUGGGCUUCAUGGGGAUGUCAUGUUGUUGUGUGACAGGUGUAAUAAGGGUUGGCAUAUCUAUUGUUUGUCUCCUCCAUUGAAGAGGAUACCUCCCGGGAACUGGUACUGUCAAGAGUGUUUGAAUUCGGAGAAGGAUUGCUUUGGUUUUGUGCCAGGCAAGCAGUUUUCACUUGAAGCUUUCAAGCGUGUGGCUGAUCGGGUGAAGAAAAAGUGGUUUGGGUCGACAGACACUUCAUGGGCGCAACUGGAGAAGAAAUUCUGGGAAAUUGUGGAGGGUUCAGUUGGUGAGGUGGAAGUGAUGUAUGGCAAUGAUUUGGACACUUCUAUUUAUGGUAGUGGUUUUCCUCGUCAAGCUGAUACAAAGCCCCAAUCGGUCGAUGGUGAUGUUUGGGAUGAACACUGCACUAGCCCCUGGAAUCUAAAUAACUUACCAAGAUUGCAAGAUUCGAUACUAAGAACUGUGCAUCAGAACAUUGCUGGCGUUAUGGUACCUUGGCUUUAUAUUGGGAUGCUAUUCUCUUCAUUCUGCUGGCACUUCGAGGAUCAUUGCUUUUAUUCAAUGAAUUAUCAUCACUGGGGAGAGCCAAAGUGUUGGUAUAGUGUUCCUGGUAAAGAUAUUCAUGCUUUUGAAAAGGUAAUGCGAAGUACUCUGCCUGAUUUGUUUGAAGCUCAACCCGACCUGCUGUUUCAGCUGGUCACAAUGCUAAAUCCCUCAGUUCUGCAAGACAAAGGAGUCCCAGUUUACAGCAUUAUUCAGGAGCCUGGAAACUUUGUUAUCACCUUUCCCCGAUCAUACCAUGGAGGCUUCAACUUUGGUUUGAAUUGUGCUGAGGCUGUCAAUUUUGCCCCUGCUGAUUGGCUACCACAUGGCGGUUUUGGAGCUGAGCUUUAUCGAUAUUAUCAUAGAGUGCCUGUUUUAUCUCAUGAGGAGCUACUGUGUGUGGUGGCUAAGAGUGAUUUGGAGAGCCGGGCAUCUACUUACUUAAAAAAAGAGUUGCUUAGAAUGUAUAGCAAUGAGAAAACUUGGAGGGAGCGGCUAUGGAAGAAUGGCAUCAUUAAAUCUUCACCCAUGACACCUCGGGUGAAGCCGGAGUAUGUUGGUACUGAAGAGGAUCCCAUGUGUGUCAUUUGCCAACAAUUGCUAUAUCUCUCGGCUGUUUCUUGCAACUGCAGGCCAUCGGCAUAUGUUUGCUUAGAGCAUUGGGAACACCUUUGUGAGUGCAAACCAAACAAACGUCGCCUUCUAUACCGUCAUACUUUGGCAGAAUUAAGUGGUUUGCUAUUUAGUGUUGGCAAGUCUGAUUCCAUAGAAGUCGCUGGUGAUUCACAGAAGGACAUGUGUACAGCAAAAGUAGUAGCGUUAACGAAAAAGGUUAAAGGUGGCCAUGUUACACAUGCGAAACUUGCUGAAGAGUGGGUUCUGAAGUCGUGUAAGAUUCUUGAGCAUCCAUAUUCCAAGGGUGCUUAUGACAGUGCAAUUAAGGAAGCUGAGCAAUUUAUUUGGGCUGGUUCUGAGAUGGAUCUUGUUAGAGAAAUAAAUAAUAACUUGAUUCAAGCACAUAAGUGGGCAGAAGAUGUGAUUGAAUGCAUAUGUAAGGUGAAAAUAUGGUCCAGUCAUCGAAACUGUGACAAAGUACAGAUGGAUCAUGUUAAUGAGAUUCUUAGACACCCUGCUCCUUGCAAUGAGCCAAGCCACCUUCAGUUAAAGGAAUAUCAAGAAGAGGCUAAUACGCUGAUUCAGGACAUUAAUUCUGUUCUGACUUCAUGUUCCGAAUAUUCUAUUUCUGAUAUGGAGUUCUUAUAUAAGAGGGCUGUUAACUCGCCAAUUCAUGUCAAGGAAUGUGAUAUACUAAACCUGAAGCUUUCUGCAAUGAAGGCUUGGUUGGAUACUGUGACAAUAUGCCUCUCUCAGGAAUCUACUUCUCCGGUGGGGGUAGAUGUACUUUACAAGUUAGAAACAGAGAUGUUGGAGUUAAAGCUACAGCUUCCUGAAGCUGAUAUGCUUUCUGGUUUGGUAGGGCAAGUCAAGCUUUGCCUAUCCCAGUGCAAUGAGAUGUUGAAAGGAAAAAUUUGCCUGAAGGAUGUGAAACUGUUUCUCAGCCAAUGGGAGAAUUUGAAUGUUAAAAUUCCAGAGCUAGAACUUCUGAAGAAAUUUUAUAAUGAUGCAAUAUCAUGGAUUUCACGUGUUGAUCUUGUCCUUACAAAUGCUCAUGAGCGAGCGGAUCAGGACAAUGUUGUUGCUGAGUUGACCACCCUUCAGAGGGAUGGGGGGUUGCUUCAAAUUCAAGUUGAUGAGCUACCUCUUGUUGAGGUGGAGCUUAAGAAGGCACAGUGCCGUGUGGAAGCACUUAAGGUACUUAAUUCUCUAAUGUCCAUGGACUUCAUCAAUGAGCUGAUAUCAGAGGCAGCCAUGCUACAGAUUGAUAAAGAAAAACUAUUUACUGAUAUCUCCGAAAGGCAUUCUGUUGCCAUGGGGUGGGAAGAUAAAGCUAAACAUGUUCUUGCUAGCAGGGCACCUCUAUCAGACUUUGAGGACAUGUUGAGGACUUUUGAUCACAUUGGCAUGAUUCCACCAUCACUUCUUGAUGUAAAAAAUGCUGUGUCAACUGCAAAGGCUUGGUUGGUGAAGGCUAAACCCUUCCUAUUUCAGGAUACAUCUGAUGUACCGCCUCCUGAUUUUUUUCUCCAAGUUGACACGUUGAAGGACUUAGUUUUGGAAUCAGAGAAUCUGAAGGUGUAUAUGAAAGAAUGUUCACAACUUGAAGAAGUCUUGAAGAAGGCCAUUGGAUGGGAGCACAAUGCCAGUUCUAUAUUGCAGAAUGCAGAGCACUUAUACAACAUUGAUGUUGUUGAGGGCAUUUCUGACUGUUUUAUUUUCAAAAUAGAACAGAAAGUUCUUUCAAUGGAUUCUGCCUUGAGAGAUGGUAUUUCUCUUGGUCUCAAGUUCAACUUGAUUCCAAAACUCGAAGAUGCUUGUUCCAUAACCAGAUGGUGUAUUAAGGCACUUUCUUUUCCUAUUAAUAUUCCUACUCAGAAGGAAGUUGAGAUGAUGUUGGAAGCUUCCGCCAAUUUUCCUGUGAUGUAUAAGUCAUGUCCUCUGGUGACUGCAUUAUCUGAGUGCUUAAGUUGGCUUAUGAAAUCCCUUGACAUUCUGGAUUCCGAUAGUCAUGAACAAGUUGAAGUCAGUUUCGUUGAGGAGCUUCUUGUUCAAUCUAAGAAAAUAUGUAUCUCAUUUCCAUCAGUUAUUUGUCGCCUUGGGGAUGCAAUUCAGAAUCACAAAUUAUGGCUGGAGCAAGUGCAUCAUUUUUCAAGGCUCAGCCUUGAAGAGCGCUCAUGGAAUAUGCUCACACAGCUAAAGGAAUGUGGGAGUUCUAAGGCAUUCAGUUGUGUGGAGCUAGAGAUGAUUUGUUUAGAAGUGGGGAAGGUUAUAAAAUGGAAACAACAAUGUGCAGACAUUAUUAAGCCCCCAUCCGCUGAAGAAAAUGCACUUCACAGUGCUUUAAUAACGUUAAAAGAUAAUGUUGAGAAAUCAGUUGCGAUUUAUGGAAAUAUGGAGCAUGGGAAAUCACGACAUCUGUGCUUGUUCUGUUCAAUUUCAAUUGAGGGUAGAGAGACUUUGACAUGUUCAAUUUGCAAGGAUAGUUUUCAUUUGCAGUGUACUGAAAUAUCUUGGGAAGACUCAGUGGCCUUUGUUUGCCCACUCUGCAAUUUCUUCAAUAAUUUUAGACUUCCUCAUAAAGGAUCCAAUUCUCUGAGAGCUGGAAAGAAACAUCUUGAUUUGGAUAAGCUUUCUGCUCGUCUCUCUGAUGCCAGUGAUCUGUACAUACGGACUGAGGAACAGGGUAUACUACACCAAAUUGUUGAGAAAGCAUAUGCCUGCAGUGUUUCCUUAUCUGAAGUUGUGAAUUUUGCUUUAGCUUAUGUUGGCAAAGAUCUUGAUGUGGUCAAUCGAAAAUUGUGCCUUGCACUAAAGGCAAUCAAUAUAUCUGGCAUAUGUGAUGCUGAGGGGUGUCAGAAAUUUGAUCUUGCACUGGAUAGACAUUCAUGGAAAGCCAGGGCUGAUAAAAUAUUGGGAAGUCCGGGAAAGCCAACCCUUCGAAGAGUUCGACAUCAUUUGAAAGAAGGUCUGGCAUUAAACAUUCCCCCGGAAGAUUACUUCAGACAAAAACUGACAGCAUUGAGGGACAUGGGCUUGCGGUGGGCUUACACGGCCAAGAAGGUCUCGGUGGAUGGUGGAGUGCUUGGGUUGGAUAGAGUUUUUGAACUUAUUUCAGAGGGUGAAUGUUUACCGGUUGAUUGUGUAGAGGAGCUUCAGUUACUGAGGGAUCGAAGCAUGCUUUACUGCAUCUGUCGAAGGCCUUAUGACGAAAGAGCUAUGAUUGCUUGUGAUAAAUGUGAUGAAUGGUAUCACUUCGACUGUGUUAAAAUUACUUCAGCUCCAAAGACAUACAUUUGUAUUGCAUGUAGCCCUCAUUCCACCGAAGAUAUGCGCGCAUCUGCGCCAACGACUCAGGACAGAUUUACCGGAGGAAAAUUCGAAGAGCCUCAAACUCCUUCAAGACGAUCAGAACUAAAGAUGAGCUCGCAGAAACCCAAAUGCAUCUCAAAGAAGAUAAUUAAGCCAAUGGGCAUUAGCAAUGAUUUCCCGAAGAAAUUAAGUAGCAAUGACAAACUAUUGUGGAGAAACAGGAAGCGAUUUAGAAGGGUUGCUCGGAAACGUUCAGAUCUUCAAUCUCUAUCCCCAUUGUUAUAUGUACAGAACAAGGGACUAAUGUAGACAGAUUCUAUCAAUCAAUUUAUUCAAUUGAUUUUUUUGUAGCAGAACUUGGUCCCUCAAGGCGCACCGGAUCUCAUCACUCAACAAACAUUACCUUCGCCUGGGUGCCGCUAGGCUGGAUUAUACAUUUGGUUCUGGAACAAUUGCAGGGCUUCCCAAUAAAUAGGUCAGUUAAGUUUUUAAGUAUUCGUGGGCGACUUUGCCAACUUGACAUGAUUCAGUGAUCGAAUAAUCAAGUUAUGACAAUCUCUUUGACUUUUAAAAUUAGUAUAGUUCAUUUGUGGCAUCCUGUAGUUUUUCUGCUUUAUUUUUAUCUGUUCUUACAGGAACAAUUGGUUUGAAAAUGCUAUGAAGUUGUCAUAUUUCAGUAUUUCGGAA